AUAAGCAUCGUCGCGGUAUUACUGCCCUCUGUCCAUCUUUAUUAUUAGCGCUUCGCUCCGCCCUCCUACCUGUAAAUCUCCCCACUCUCUCCUCUGGAGCGGAUCUGACAGGCGCUCUCAGCUGGCCGCUCCGUGCCAGGGCUGCAGGGGAUCGAAUGGAGACAGUGACAUCCACCCGAGCGCUUGUCCUCUUAACGCAGAAUUGACAACGAAAACACCCGCAAUAUUAUGUAGUCUUCAACGCUGAAGAGACCGUUUACCAAUCGUAGAUUUAAUCUAUCUCUCGCUGUGUUUCCCCCUCCGUUAUGUUACAAGCUCCAGCUGACUGACGUGUUUUGUUUUUUUUGAAAGAAAGUGAAAUCGAUCGAUCGAAUUCUCCGCCUGCUAAUCGACAGGAUUCCUGAAUGGAAGACGGCUAGAGAGGUCGCCUCUCCGAGAACAGACUGCUCACAUUUCUCACUGUCGUUGUGUUUACCAUUACCCGACAUAUCAUCGGCAGCCUCGACGGCUGCACACGACGCCGUCUUCACCAUGGCUUUUGGCGUGAAUGAGCCAGAAAACCCCUCAGACUGAGAAGCGGUUAAGAUUCGUCAAUAUUGCGGAUUUAAAUGCCUCUCUCCAAGGGCCACCGACCCGCUAUUUUGGUUAGGUUCGCGUGUGCGGUGUCAUACGCUCUCACGAAUAAACAAUUCAUAGGCUGCUAAAAUACUGAAAAAGACUCCAUCGGGUGGGUGAACAUAAUCUACAGCGAAGAGGGGGAUUUUUUUUCCAAGCAAUAUGGCUGGUGAGUGGGGCUGGGGACGCUGGCACAGGCUCUCCAAGGCUCCUAAAUGCUAGCUGAGGCAGGUGGCACAGUUCCCCAUGGAAGCGACAGCUCUAUGAGGACAAGCAAUAUCAAUAAUAAUAUAAAUCAGGACUCUUCUAUCUUAAUAUUCAAGAUGGUAGACGUUGUCAUUCCGUUCUCGUCUGAGGUGCCCUGCGACAAUAAUGGGCAGCGCAUGUGGUGGGCAUUCCUCGCCUCCUCCAUGGUGACGUUUUUUGGGGGUCUCUUCAUCAUCCUGCUGUGGAGGACUAUGAAAUAUAUGUGGACUGUUUGCUGCCACUGCAACGUCAAACCGAAGGAGGCUCAGAAGGUGGUCAACCCCGUCAAUCUGGCAACAGACAAACCAAAGGGUGAUGUGAAGGAGGAGGUCCCAAUGAGCGAGGUGGGAUGGAUGACUUCAGUCAAAGACUGGGCCGGCGUCAUGAUCUCCGCUCAGACACUCACUGGCAGAGUUCUGGUGGUGUUAGUCUUUGCACUAAGCAUCGGGGCCCUCGGGAUAUACUUCAUAGACUCAUCAGAUCCUAUAGAAUCCUGCCAGAAUUUCUACAAAGAUUUCACGUUACAAAUCGAUAUGGCCUUCAACGUCUUUUUCCUACUUUACUUUGGACUGCGCUUUAUAGCGGCCAAUGAUAAACUAUGGUUCUGGCUUGAGGUCAACUCAGUGGUGGAUUUCUUUACCGUUCCUCCCGUGUUUGUUUCUGUCUACUUGAACAGAAGCUGGCUCGGCUUAAGAUUUCUAAGAGCACUAAGAUUGAUUCAGUUUUCGGAAAUCCUACAGUUUUUGAAUAUCUUGAAAACAAGUAACUCCAUCAAGCUGGUGAACCUGUGUUCCAUCUUCAUAAGCACAUGGCUCACAGCGGCUGGUUUCAUACAUUUGGUGGAAAACUCAGGGGAUCCUUGGGAAAACUUCCAGAAUUCUCAGUCACUUUCCUAUUGGGAAUGUGUCUAUUUGCUUAUGGUGACGAUGUCUACAGUGGGCUACGGGGAUGUCUAUGCAAAAACCACCUUGGGGCGGCUGUUUAUGGUCUUCUUCAUCCUUGGUGGUUUGGCCAUGUUUGCCAGCUACGUCCCUGAAAUCAUAGAGUUAAUAGGAAACCGAAAGAAAUAUGGUGGUUCCUAUAGUGCGGUUAAUGGGAGAAAGCAUAUUGUGGUGUGUGGUCAUAUUACCCUCGAAAGUGUCUCCAACUUCCUCAAAGACUUCCUACACAAGGACAGGGAUGAUGUCAAUGUUGAAAUUGUUUUUCUCCAUAAUAUUUCCCCUAAUCUUGAGCUGGAAGCCUUGUUCAAACGUCAUUUUACCCAAGUAGAGUUCUACCAGGGAUCUGUUCUCAACCCUCACGAUCUCGCCAGAGUGAAGAUCGAGUCAGCAGAUGCCUGCCUAAUCCUUGCCAAUAAAUACUGUGCAGAUCCUGAUGCUGAAGAUGCCUCCAACAUCAUGAGGGUUAUUUCGAUCAAGAACUAUCAUCCCAAGAUCAGAAUAAUCACACAAAUGCUACAGUACCAUAAUAAGGCCCAUCUGCUGAACAUUCCAAGCUGGAACUGGAGGGAAGGUGACGAUGCGAUCUGCUUGGCGGAGCUGAAGGCAGGCUUCAUAGCCCAGAGCUGUCUGGCCCAGGGCCUGUCCACCAUGCUAGCCAACCUCUUCUCCAUGAGGUCCUUCAUUGAGAUUGAGGAGGACACAUGGCAGAAGUAUUACCUAGAGGGGGUCGCAAAUGAGAUGUACACAGAGUAUUUGUCCAGUGCCUUUGUCGGCCUCACCUUCCCAACGAUCUGUGAGCUGUGUUACGUGAAGCUGAAGCUGUUGCUUAUUGCCAUCGAAUACAAGUCUGAGCAGAGAGAGAGCAGUAUCCUCAUUAACCCGGGCAACAAUGUCAAGAUGCAGGAGGGAACACUGGGAUUCUUUAUCGCCAGUGAUGCCAAAGAAGUAAAGAGGGCAUUUUUCUACUGCAAAGCUUGUCACGACGACAUCACUGACCCUAAGCGGAUUAAGAAGUGUGGCUGCAAACGAUUGAUUUAUUCCAGGAUGUCCGUCUACAAACGAAUGAAACUGGCAUGUUGUUUUGAUUGCGGCCGUUCAGAACAAGACUGCUCUUGCAUGUCAGGCAGUGUACAUAGUAACAUGGACACCCUUCAGAGGGCCUACCCACUUUCCUCUGUCUCUGUUCAUGAUUGCGCAACCACUUUACGUGCCUCCAAAUAUAAAUAUAAUGGAUAUGUCAGAUCACCAGCAGAUGGCGCUACAACACCAGGGAACAGUGGAAGUCAGAAAGAAGCUGGCGUUCGAUUCAAAGCUGAUUGCAAUUUAGUCGAAGACGAGCACCCGUCAACUCUCUCGCCCAAAAAAAAGCAGCGCAACGGAGGGAUGCGAAACUCACCCAACUGCUCGCCCAAAAUGAUGAGUCGUCACGACCCCCUUCUAAUACCUGGAAAUGAACAAAUCGAGAGCAUGGACAUGAACGUGAAGAGGUAUGACUCGACAGGGAUGUUUCACUGGUGCCCAUCAAAGGAGAUCGAAAAAGUCAUCCUGACCCGAAGUGAAGCCUCCAUGACAGUACUGAGCGGCCAUGUGGUGGUCUGUAUAUUUGGGGAUGUCACGUCCGCUUUGGUGGGGCUGCGAAACUUGGUGAUGCCUUUAAGAGCCAGUAACUUCCAUUACCACGAGCUAAAACCUAUAGUGUUUGUGGGCUCGCUGGAUUACCUGCGAAGAGAGUGGGAGACUUUACACAACUUCCCUAAAGUCUCCAUCUUACCUGGUACGCCAUUAAGUCGGGCAGAUUUAAGGGCUGUCAACAUCAACCUCUGCGACAUGUGCGUAAUACUGUCAGCCAAUCAGAACAAUAUUGAAGAUGCCUCACUGCAGGAUAAGGAAUGCAUCUUGGCAUCACUCAACAUCAAAUCUAUGCAGUUUGAUGACAGCAUUGGGGUCUUACAGGCUAAUUCCCAAGGUUUCACGCCUCCUGGAAUGGACAGGUCAUCUCCAGACAGCAGUCCAGUACAUGGCUUUGUGCGUCAGGCUUCCGUCACCACUGGAUCCAACAUCCCCAUCAUCACAGAACUAGUGAACGACUCAAACGUUCAGUUCCUGGACCAAGAUGAUGAUGACGACCCAGACACAGAGCUGUACCUCACUCAGCCCUUUGCCUGCGGCACUGCCUUCGCUGUCAGUGUACUCGACUCCCUGAUGAGCGCGACAUACUUCAAUGAUAACAUCCUCACACUGAUUCGGACGCUGGUCACAGGGGGAGCCACACCAGAGCUGGAGGCCCUGUUGGCUGAGGAGAACGCUCUCAGAGGAGGCUACAGCACACCGCAGACACUGGCCAACAGAGACAGGUGUCGCGUUGCCCAGCUAGCCCUCUACGACGGGCCAUUUGCCGACUUGGGGGACGGCGGCUGCUACGGAGAUUUAUUCUGCAAAGCACUGAAGACGUACAACAUGCUGUGUUUUGGAAUCUACAGAUUAAGAGACGCUCACAUCACUGGACCGAGCCCGUGUACAAAACGGUAUGUGAUCACGAACCCACCGUACGAGUUUGAGCUCGUGCCCACAGACCUGAUCUUCUGCCUCAUGCAGUUCGACCACAACGCCGGCCAGUCCCGGACAAGCUUGUCCCACUCUUCUCACUCCUCCCAUUCCUCCAGCAAGAAGAGCUCCUCCGUCCACUCCAUCCCGCCCUCCAACCGGCAGAACCGCAGCACUAAGACCCGGGAGCCCCGCGACAAACAGAAUGCAACAAGGAUGAAUAGAAUGGGCCAAGAAAAGAAAUGGUUUACAGAUGAACCAGAAAAUGCCUACCCACGGAACAUUCAGAUCAAGCCCAUGAGCACUCACAUGGCCAACCAAGUCAACCAAUACAAAUCCACAAGUAGUCUGAUUCCACCGAUCAGAGAAGUUGAAGAUGAAUGCUAAACACAGGGUUUUCUCGCUGACUCACCAGACAUCUGUACGCUCUUUCAAAGGAGAUGGGAGAUCACCCAUGGAGGAUUGAUGAUGAUGACGACGGGGAUGUUGAAGACUGACACAUUUCUCUUCACUCAUUCUUCUAAUCAUGGGUUGGACAGAAACCCAAACUGGAAGGGACCUCCUAUGUGUAUACCUUUAAUGUUACUUCCAUGCUCUUGGACAUUGUUUUAUUUAUUAAUGUAUCCAUAGUGAUGUACAUAAUGACAAUCAAAUAAGGAUUGUACAGCCCCUUCCCCCUAGCACUUUUUGGAAUUAUUUUAAGAGUUGACAAAAAAAAAAAGAGAGUACUUCCUGUAAUUCUUUGCAAUAGUUCACCUCUUCGUGUGACCAGACUCCAUUGCUAAGGUGGCUGGUUAUUGGAGGACGAGGGUUGCGGCGAUAAACUGAUCAUAUCAUCUCCCAAAGAUCCGCCCAGAUGCAUCACGUCAAACCAGCUGGGUCCACCGACUUCAUAUCUCCCGUCUGCUUCUGUUCUAUUUGCACUAAAACUGAACAAGUUUCUUUUGACAGAACAACUGGAACCAACAGAUUCCCCCCCCCCCCAAUAAAAUGUCGCUGAGGAGAUGAAGGAAGGAAGAGGGAGGGGAAGGCUGCUUGGCUUCGAAGGCAUACUAAUCUUCUUAGGUUGUUAUACAUCAUGUUAUUGCUUAAGGUUUGCUACUUCACCGUUGACUCGUCAUGUUGAGUGAGAGCAUUCCAGUCCUGCAGAACAAAACCAUCUUGCAAAACAGUAGUCAAGAUAACUCAGAAAAUGGUUCAGUGUUGGUGUCUGCCGGCUGAAAGAGAACCCUGUACCUACAUGUCUUCUGCUGAUACGUCCGAUCAUCAAGCCUGUGACUCUGUUUUAAGCUCCUAUCGCAUGAUAUGUGCCUGAGCCCCCUCUAUAACAGAUACAGUGCGGUUGAUGAACCUGAAUACAUGGGAAGGAUUGAAAACAACCUUCCCUUACCUUCAUACGUUCAGGAGCAUUUACGUCAUAUGCACGCUGUGUGUGUGUGUGUGCGCGUGUGUGUGUGUGUGUGUGUGUGCGGUGGGUGUGUGUGUGCGCGUGCAUUGCAGCCACUCGUCCUGAUCAUCUGCUCCAUCGCUGUGUAUGUGACGGUGCACCUUUUGAAGGAGCAGCAUGUGGGAUUUUUGCUCUAAAAAUGAAAGUCAUGGUAGAAAAACAAACAGUGGAAGAGUCUAGAGGGUUUGGAUCUACAAUCAAAAUUAUUGUGUUGCAUCAAAAAUCAAACCAAAAUCCCCAACUAUGAUUGAGCCGAGCAAACCCGAACAGCAGCUGCGUGCCCACCGUUGACACUUUGCCGUGAUACCUGCGGUAGAAUUUGGGAUCACAAAGAAGAGUGGUGUAUUUUCUGAAUGUUUUGUCUGUCCAUGUAUAAGGAAAGAAAUGCCACAUAUUGCAUAAAAGUGGGCACCAAUGGGUCCUCCUUUGAUCAAAGCUGCCUGGCACAGGGUUGGCACAGAGGCAAUAAAGAGCUUGGAUGUUCUCUGUUGCCAAUCCAGAUGUCACACGCCUGAAAACUCCCAGGAGUUAAGCUGCAAUGUUCGGUCCUCUAACACGAGGAAAUGCUCAAACAUAGUUGGGUUGAAACGCAACAAUGCCACAGACUGCUAAUAAGGAUACUGACGAGGAACCAGUGUUCUUUAUGCUAGCCUGUGUGCAACAUGAGUGUGCAUUUUGCACGUUUAGGCGACGAUAGAUCCAAUUCCAGCUAGGAUAGUGACGGAGGAGUGAGGUGGUAGCCUUGUACUCAUUUAAACAUAAUUAUUUUGUAUCCAUAAACAUAUUCAAUUUGUACUUAUUUUUCUAGACAAGAACCAAGUGAAGUGUACUAUGGGAGAUGAAAAGGCUCAAAUAAUAUCUUUAUUUACAAUAACAUAUCAAAGGAUUUUGUGUUUGACUAUAUCACUAUUUUUUUCACAUCGUACUAAAAGAAAGGUUUUUUUUUUGUUUAGUUUUAUCCCCACCUGCCCCAUCUUUAACAAACUGCAUCACUCUGGAGCCAGUAAAGCUUAGACUAGCUUGCAUUGUGAAACCACCAUCUUCAGCCUGGCAGCUCAGCUCUGUUGAGUGCUUGUAGAAAAACAGAUUAAGGCUCAUCUGAAGCCUCCUUUAGUUUCACAGAUGAGCCGUAUCUAAUAAAUAAUGCGUCUACUACUAAGCAUCCCUUGCUGCGAACAUGCAGACGGAAAGACAGGUGAAAAGUAAUUAUGUAUCGGGGGGUAAAUGUUGUAGUUAGAUGGAGAGCAGAUCAGAGUAGUUAUAAUAACAAGAAGAUCAUAGAGUCGCUCCCUCUGCGUGCAGGCCAGAACUGAAUGACCUCCAUCAUUUGACCUAAAUUAGGUCCCUAGUGUGGAGGAAGAGUGCGUACACUAAAGCACAGUGUGCUGGUGUUUUCCACAAAAUAUGAUUUCAAAUAAGACAUGGAGACGCUUGGCUGGAUUGCAGUGAUUCUUCUCUAUAGACUGUAAAGAAAAAAGUUAUUCUUAAAAAACAAAAAACAUUUGGAAUAUGGAGAAGAACAUAAUAUUGUGCUAAAUAUGUUUUGUGUAAAUUCAACCCACUAUAUAAAUCACAUUUCUUUUUCAAACAAAAAUGAUCUGAGCUUCAAUGUCCGUCUAUUGGGUGUGUUGCAACUAUUCUGAAACCUCAUACACAUUGUCCGUCAGUGAACUUUUGAACUGUGAUUACAUCGUUGUCACACAUUGUAGCAUAUAGGUUUCUUUUCAGAAAAUAUGUGAGUAAAAUAUAUGUAUAAUUGGCUCCUUAAUGGCAUACUUUCUAGCCAGAACAACAAGGAACUAUUAAUAUUUGAUAAUGGCAAUGACUCAUACACAGAACUGACAAACUGAUUGUUAUGUUGAAAAAAAAAAAAAAAAAAGAGUAGGAAAAGUUGGGCGGAAUUUGAUCUCGUUUAUCAGCCAUCACAAAUAUGUAA
This is a messenger RNA of Cottoperca gobio, 7729 nucleotides long. RefSeq names its product calcium-activated potassium channel subunit alpha-1. Lineage: Eukaryota; Metazoa; Chordata; Actinopteri; Perciformes; Bovichtidae. Gene Ontology annotation, biological process: potassium ion transmembrane transport. The record is from RefSeq and is a predicted model, not a curated record. The transcript has 33 exons. The coding region runs from base 831 to 4733 and encodes 1300 amino acids. Gene Ontology annotation, cellular component: postsynaptic membrane. Gene Ontology annotation, molecular function: large conductance calcium-activated potassium channel activity.